Lycium ferocissimum is the source of this 2740-nucleotide messenger RNA. RefSeq names its product AT-rich interactive domain-containing protein 2. The record is from RefSeq and is a predicted model, not a curated record. Bases 456 to 2441 code for a protein of 661 amino acids. Gene Ontology annotation, molecular function: DNA binding. Lineage: Eukaryota; Viridiplantae; Streptophyta; Magnoliopsida; Solanales; Solanaceae. The transcript has 2 exons.
CAUUUCUCCAUUGCUGUUCAAGAAAAAGGGAGUUUUUUUUUUUUGUUUUUGUUUUUAUAAAAUGAAAAGGUGGUGUUGGGCUUGAAGGAAUUAUAUAUAACAUCACUUGCAGAGGUAAACAAUUCCAAUUAACCAAAAAAAAAAAAAAAAAGCUUUUCAGUUUUUAUCAAAAUUUAUUUAGUCUAUCAUUUUUGUUUUUAUGUAUGUAUAUUGAAUUAGUCAUUUCUUGAUUAAUGUAUGUUGUACUUGAGAACCCUAGAAAAAAGGUACAAUCUUUUUGUGUUAAUGGAAGCUUGGGUAAAUUUAAAUGAUGAGUUGAUAGAUUGUAUCACUUUUUUCCCCCUGUUUUUACAGCUUUUAUAAGUACUCAUAUAGCCUUUUUUUUUGGGGGGGUGUAUGGAAUUAGUCAUUUCUUGAUUAGUUAAUAUAGGUAAAGAUACAAUCUUUUUGAGUUAAUGGAAGCAUGGUUGAGUUUAAAUGAUGAGUCUCUAGUUUACAAAGGAAAUGGUUCUAGUAUUAAUCUUAAGGUAGAAGGAAAUGAUAGGUUAAAGAGCUUGUUUGAUCAACUUCUUGCUGUUUAUCUUAGUGAAGUAAGUGAUAAAAAAGGCGUAAUAAGGUCUCUUCCGGUUUUGACUAGUAGUGGGCAGCCUUUCGAUUUGUUUAAACUCUAUUGGAUUGUGAGGGAAAAAGGCGGACAUGACCUAGUUUCGACCAAGAACUUGUGGGGUUAUGUUGCUGGGCAUUGUGGAUUGGAUUUCGGGGCUGUUGCGUUUGUGAAGUUGGUUUAUGUUAAGUAUUUGAGUGAAUUUGAUCAUUGGUUAAUGCGAUUACUUAAAGAUGGAAACAUGGAGAAUGGCGAGGGUGGAGUUAUUCAGCGAUUUGAUUUGUUGUCGAACGAGUUGGAGACAAGGUUUAGGAGGUUGUUGUCCCAUAAGGGUGAGAAAGAAAAAGAUACUAAUUUAUUCCCCUCAGAGGAAUGCGAGGAAGAUCUUAUUUGUAAGGUCAAUAGUCAGGUUGAUUUUGAAAUGUUUACUGCUGAAAGUGUUAAUAAAAUCAAUGACGAUGACAACGUCUUUUUGGUAUCUACCAAGGGGGUUGUUGAGAAGGUGCUUUGUAAAGCGCCUGACGAAUCAAAUAGGCAAUAUGAUGAUGACGAAAAAUUCUUUGCUCGAGACAGGAAAAUUAAUACAACAUCUACCGGAGAGGUGAUUCAGGGAGACGUUGCUAAGAUGAAUGGCAUGGCAGAAAAUGAAAACCUUUCUGUUCAAAAUGGUUAUGAUAGUACGGUGGCCUCAGGAAAGAGUGUUAUUGAGGAUGUAAUUGUUUCUCGCAAGAGAAAAAGAGAACCUUCGUGUUUCUCAGGAAUGUUGGAUUGGCUUAACCACGCUGCAAAACAUUCGAAUGAUCCUGAAAUCGGACAAGUUCCCGACUCUUCGAAGUGGACAGGUCAUACAACCAACGAGUUCUGGUCCCAGGUCUUGUUGGUUAGGGAAGCGCUGCUGAAGAAAAGUCAUAGUGAUACGAAUGCAGAGGAAUCUAACCCUCAGAAGAAGCCGAGGAUGCAUCCAUCCAUGUACGAAGAAGAAAAACUCAACAAUCAACCUGCAGAAAAACUAAGAUGCAGCAAAAGGGUGGUCUACGCUUCACAAAAACACGUUAAUUGUCCAUGUUGCAACUCAUGUUCGACCUCUCAAAACAAAGAAACUCCUCAGAAGGAAGAAGAAGAAGAAGAGGAUACUCAGCCAGAUAUGACAAGUGUUUUUGAGGUAUCAGUAACGGAAAAAACUGAAGAUUCUGUUGAUCAGCAAACACACCGUGAAGUUCCCGUAGGUCCUCUCUACCAAGCCGAAGUCCCUAAAUGGACUGGUGUGAUUUCUGAGAGUGAUUCUAAGUGGUUAGGCACACGAAUGUGGCCUCCGGAAGUGGAAAAAACAAAAUCUUUAGUUGAGUUAGAUCCUGUUGGAAAGGGAAGAAAAAGUUCAUGUGGUUGUCCAUUUCCGCAAUCUGUUGAAUGCAUCAGGUUCCAUAUUGCAGACAAGAGGAGUAAGUUGAAGCUCGAGCUUGGUCGUUUGUUUUUCCGGUGGAGGUUUGACCGGAUGGGGGAAGAAGUUGCGCUUUCAUGGGCAGAUGAAGAGGAAGAAAGAUUCAAAAAUAUGGUAAGGUCAAGUGCUAGUACGUUGAAAAGCAAAAACUGGAAGAACUAUAAGAAACUGUUUCCAUCCAAAACUAGGAAUAUGUUGGUUAGUUAUUACUUCAAUGUAUUCCUUAUCAAGCGCCGGAGCUAUCAAAACCGGGUUACUCCAAAGGACCUCGAUAGCGAUGAUGACGAGAUAGAUUUUGGAUGUGUUGGUAGCAGUUUUGGUGAUAUUAGAUUCCAUGCACCAAUCUCCAGGUCAUCACUAACAUGCACCCAGAAUGAGGUAUGCUCUGAUCUGGAGUAAAAUGUCAUGAACUCUGUAGGUUCUUUUCUGGUUGAUACCAAAACAAAUAUGUUUUCUUAAACUCACCAGGCAGUUAUUACAACUUGCUUGACAAUUUUGACAGACUAGUUGAGUGCAGUUGAUGGCAAGUUGGAUAAUACUAGUGGUAAUUUGAUUGUGAAGGCUUCUCUGGUUGAACAUUAGAUGAGAUGAUGCAGCAAGGCGAAAUACUAGUUAGUAGAAGGCAGUGAUGAUGUUGUUAUGUAAAUGCAUUAUCAAAGUUUAAACAAGUUUUAUACAAGGAUUCAAAGUUUUCUUUA